Molecule: messenger RNA, 1189 nt
Organism: Cucumis sativus (cucumber)
Lineage: Eukaryota; Viridiplantae; Streptophyta; Magnoliopsida; Cucurbitales; Cucurbitaceae
Product: heavy metal-associated isoprenylated plant protein 3
Exons: 5
Coding region: 148-951 (267 amino acids)
Molecular function (GO): metal ion binding
Source: RefSeq, a predicted model, not a curated record
AGCAUCCACUUCAUCUUCCCCGUCUUCACCGCGUCUUCGCCUUUAUAAAUUACUCCCCACUUCACUCCCACUUCUUCCACAAACCCAAAUUCAUCUCUUCAACUUCAACUCACAAACCCCAACAGAUCUCCAUUCCCAAUCCUUACAAUGGGCGAGAAAAAGAAUGAUGACACCACCACCGCCGUCUUCAAGAUCGAUAUCCACUGCGAGGGCUGCGCCAACAAGCUCAGAAGGUCCGUCCGACAAAUCCCAGGUGUUUCCAGAGUCAGAGCAGACUGGGAGGCCAAUAAGCUUACGGUGAUCGGGAAAUUCGACCCGGCUAAGCUCCGAGAUUAUCUCGCUGAUAAAGAAACCAAGAAAAUCGACAUUGUGUCAUCGGAAAGCAAGAAAGAAAAGGAGUCGACGAAGAAACAGGACGAUGAAAAACCGGAUAAGAAAACAGAGGACAAGAAGCAGCCGAAAGACAAAGAGAUUCCGGUGACGACGGCGACGUUGAAGGUGGAACUUCACUGCCAGGGUUGCAUCGAGAAGAUUUACAAAGUUGUAUCCAGAACAAAGGGAGUGGAAGACAUGGCGAUUGAGAGACAAAAGGAUUUAGUAAUGGUGAAAGGGAAAAUGGACGUGAAAGCUUUGAUUGAGAACUUGGAAGAGAAACUGAAGCGGAAAGUCGCAGUGGUGGUACCCAAAAAGGAUAAAGACGAGGGAGCAAAGGGAGGAGACGGCGGCGAUAAGAACAAGACCGGAGGAGAGGUAGCUCAAGGGGGAGGAGCAAUGGAAGGAAACCGGCUUGAUUACGUGGCAGUUCCGGUUCCGGGUUAUGGAUACGGGUACGGAUACGGAUACGGGUAUGGAAAUGGUGGAUUUGUUGGACAACAUAUGCCUCCUGCUCAACCCUUGAUUUCCCCUCAAAUGUUUAGCGAUGAGAACCCGAAUGCUUGCUCCGUUAUGUAACAAAUAAUAUUAGUUUUUUUUAUUUAUUUUUUAAAAAAUGUAAUUUGUCAUUGAAUUUUGUAAGACUUUAUUCCAAUUUUUCUUUAGAGUCUUGUUAGAAGUUUUAUAAAUAAUAGUGUAAUUUUGUUUAUUUGUGUUUGUUGUAUUUAUUAUCGUUUUGACUAUUUAAGGUAAGAAAGGGAAAUGCUUCAUAUGCAAAUAAGGUUAAAAAAUAUUUGGUGAUGCUAUUCAUAAAUUC